Messenger RNA from Mauremys reevesii (Reeves's turtle), 936 nucleotides. RefSeq names its product zinc finger protein 271-like. NCBI's taxonomy places the organism in Eukaryota, Metazoa, Chordata, Testudines, Geoemydidae. Gene Ontology annotation, molecular function: RNA polymerase II cis-regulatory region sequence-specific DNA binding; DNA-binding transcription activator activity, RNA polymerase II-specific. The annotation marks the transcript as partial. Gene Ontology annotation, biological process: regulation of transcription by RNA polymerase II. Gene Ontology annotation, cellular component: nucleus. The transcript has a single exon. The record is from RefSeq and is a predicted model, not a curated record.
UGCCACGAGUGCGGGAAAAGCUUCAAUUGGAGAUCUGCCCUUAUCACACAUCAGACAAUCCACACAGGGGAGACGCCCUACACAUGCUCUGAGUGUGGGAAAAGCUUCAAUCAGAGCUCAAACCUUAUCAGACAUCGGAGAAUCCACACAGGAGAGACGCCCUACAGAUGCUCUGCGUGUGGGAAAAGCUUCAAUCAGAGCUCAAGCCUUAUCACACACCAGAGAAUCCACACAGGAGAGAAGCCCUACACAUGCUCUGAGUGCGGGAACAGCUUCAGUCAGAGCUCAGACCUUAUCAGACAUAAAAGAAUCCACACUGGUGAGACACCUUACAUGUGCUCUGAGUGUGGGAAAAACUUCAGUCGGAGCUCAGACCUUAUCAAACAUUGGCGAAUCCACACGGGGGAGACACCCUACACAUGCACCAAAUGCGGUAAAAACUUCAAUCAGCGUUCAAACCUUAUCACACACCAGAGAAUCCACACAGGAGAGAAGCCCUACACAUGCUCUGAGUGCGGGAACAGCUUCAGUCAGAGCUCAGACCUUAUCACACAUCAGACAAUCCACACAGGUGAGACACCGUACACGUGCUCUGAGUGUGGGAAAAACUUCAGUCGGAGCUCACACCUUAUCAGACAUCACAAAAUCCACACAGGAGAGACACCGUACACAUGCUCUGAGUGCAGGAAAAGCUUCAGUUGCAGCUCAGACCUUAUCAGACAUCAGAGAAUCCACACAGGAGAGAAGCCCUACACAUGCGCCAAGUGUGGUAAAAACUUCAAUCGGCGCUCAAACCUUAUCACGCAUCAGAGAAUCCACACAGGUGAGAAGCCCUACACAUGCUCUGCGUGUGGGAAAAGCUUCAAUGAUAGCUCAGGCCUUAUUAGACAUCAGAAAGUCCACAGCAGAGAGAAUUGUAAUAAAUCCCUUGACUAG